GUUACUUCAGCAGUCUAUCUUCUUUUAGAGCUUCUUCGUUCAGAUAAUGAUGAGGUGCUAACAAAUGUAUGUUGUGCACUUUCUUACUGUAUUGAUGGUAUAUAUCGCAUUAUCCAAAACCACGAUAACUUCAGUCUAAUUUAUGACCGGCUGGUUGGACUCCUCCGGCAUGAGUCUUGUUCAGUGAUAAUCCCCGUCCUCAAAAUAGUUGUAGGUAUUGUUGAAAGAGAGGCGAGCUGGUAUUGUAAGUUCAAUCCUGCUGACCUUGGUUGCCUGGUGACGUUGCUUGAUAACCACAACGAGGACGGAGACGUGGUCAACGACAUUUGCAGCAUUAUCUGUGGCGUUGUCAGUUGUGGGAAUAUGGAGGUACUUGGUGGAUAUCUCCUGCAUAGAGGUUCUGUGUGAUUUUAUUGCUUCGUGCUCUAGUGAAACAUUUAUGAAGGACAGUUUUGAAAGUUUAGAGAAAAUCUUGGAGUUUGGGGCUCAGUCUAUUGACUAUGCUCGCCGGAUUGAAAAGAAGAUUAAAAGCAUUCACACUUGCAGUUGGAGUUGGCCUAGGCAAGUACCGUUCUAUUUUGGUGAGUUUUUGCAGAAAUUGGACAAGUAUCUGGGAAGGAGUAAGCGGAUGGAUCUCAAGGAUAUGUUUUGAGUCUUAUUUACAUUUUGUUAUCCAAGUAAAUUUAAGUACCAUGUAGAAUUAUAGAUUUAAAUUAAAGUAUCCUGAAAUUCUACGCACAAUUCAGUGUGUAAUUCAGUUAACUAUCUAAGUUUGCUAUUGAGAAUAUGACAAAUCCAGUCCAAGAAUCUAA
Nicotiana tabacum (common tobacco) is the source of this 812-nucleotide messenger RNA. Lineage: Eukaryota; Viridiplantae; Streptophyta; Magnoliopsida; Solanales; Solanaceae. The record is from RefSeq and is a predicted model, not a curated record.